CACAACUGCCACCCAGCGUCCAACUUUUCGUUCCAUUUUUCAUACAUAGGCAGACACAGCUGAAUCUCAAAAGGUUCCCAACUUCAUUUGGAUAAGGAAUGUGAAGCCGCAGCAAGCUCUCUAUUCCCUCUGCCACAAACAAAUCAAUCGCUUUCCUCGCCAAUUCCUGCUCAGAAACUCGCUUUCCUUGCCUUAAAUCCUGCUCCGAAGCUCUCCCUUUGAAACAAUUUUAUGAUUUUGCCUAGUUAGCUUGUAUCUCUGAAGAACUCUCUAUUCUACUUUGUUGGAAAUGCCUCUUGUAUGUUCGUCAUCCUCCACAGUUUCCCCUUCAUGUGGUAUUCCAUAUAAACUACAAAAUGUAUACCACAUAAAGAAGCUCAAUUUGAACCCAAAUGUCCAUUUGGGUUACUGCAACAUCUCGUACGGUCAUAUUGCUGCUAGUGGACUAGGGAAUGUUAGAUUUAGGAAGUACUCGCUUACUAGCUCAAAGUUUGUAAUUAGAAACCAGAAAAGUAAUUUUCUUUUAGAGGAAACCUAUCCCGAUUUUGAUUGGGUGGAUGAGGAGCAAGGUGACAUACAAGAAGAUGAGGGGUCUCCAUGGGAAGGGGCGGUUGUGUAUAAAAGAAAUUCUUCAGUAACACAUUUGGAAUAUUGCACCACUUUAGAAAGGCUGGGUUUGGGCAAGCUCUCCACAAAGGUUUCGAGGUCUCGGGCUUCGGUAAUGGGACUGCGGGUGACCAAAGAUGUCAAAGAUUAUCCUGAUGGAACUCCCGUAUUGAUUUCCCUUGAUGUGACAAGAAAGAAGCAAAAGUUGAGGCUUGAUGGAAUCAUCAGGACAGUCCUCUCACUUGGUUGCAACAGGUGCGGUGAACCAGCUGCAGAAAGUAUCUUUUCAAACUUUUCACUCCUACUCAGUGAAGAACCUAUUAAGGAGCCAGAGACAUUGGAUAUGGGCAUAAUGUUUGGGGAGGACAAAUUCAAAAGUUUUGGACACGACCAAGAGGAAAUGGAGGACGAUGAUGCUUGGAUCGAUUUAGAAGACCAGCUGUAUUUUCCUCCUCAAGAAAAAGUUAUCGACAUUUCAAAACAAAUUAGAGAUCUGGUGCACAUAGAAAUCACCAUUAAUGCUGUCUGUGAUUCCAAGUGCAAAGGUAUAUGCCUAAAAUGUGGUUCUAAUCUUAACAUCAGUAGCUGUAGUUGUCAUAUGGGAAAGGUAGAGGAGAAAGGUUAUGGUCCUCUUGGAGGUCUGAAGAAGCAAAUGCAACAAACAUGAUCUUUAAUCAUUCCGACAUUUUUUGUGUGUAAUAUAGUGGCUUUUUGGUAUUUUAUAAGCGAAAACGCAAGGCCUUUCCUUGUUUACUUC
Molecule: messenger RNA, 1363 nt
Organism: Nicotiana tabacum (common tobacco)
Lineage: Eukaryota; Viridiplantae; Streptophyta; Magnoliopsida; Solanales; Solanaceae
Product: large ribosomal RNA subunit accumulation protein YCED homolog 1, chloroplastic
Source: RefSeq, a predicted model, not a curated record